Molecule: messenger RNA, 1878 nt
Organism: Aricia agestis (brown argus)
Lineage: Eukaryota; Metazoa; Arthropoda; Insecta; Lepidoptera; Lycaenidae
Gene: ZnT63C
Product: zinc transporter 1
Exons: 10
Coding region: 439-1785 (448 amino acids)
Biological process (GO): zinc ion transmembrane transport; intracellular zinc ion homeostasis; detoxification of zinc ion
Cellular component (GO): membrane
Molecular function (GO): zinc ion transmembrane transporter activity
Source: RefSeq, a predicted model, not a curated record
UUUAUUGCAGGCGGUCGUAGAAGUUGUGAAUCGCUAACGAAUUUGUGUGAAAAUUUAAUUUUAUGUAAUAUUUAACUACUAUUAAAACUGAACUAUUUGUGUCCAAAUGAAAAUAAAAUUCAUUGUGUAAUGAUCAAGACCGACAGAUCCAUAUGAAAACUUACAUUAUCGACACUUUCACGUAAAACACUUCCAUCAUUGUUUCACUAUAAAAUUCAAAGAAUUGGGAGUACGUCUUUAUAAAAGGAUUGGCUUGUGAUUGGCUUUUGUAUUAAUUUUAUUAUAUUUUUGAGAAAUCGUUUUUUUAUUUGUCUUGCAAAUAAUGCAUUGGCACGCCAAUGUUUCGUUGUAAUAGUAGAUUCGUUUAUCUACUGUGCUGAAUAAAGUAUGGAUUAAAUUUAUUGAUUCUGUGUGCAGUAAAUAAUAACAAUAGACAACAUGGGGAAGUGUAUGGGCAAGAAAUGUCGACUUCUGUCUAUGUUGUGUCUGACGGGAGGCUUCUUCUUUGUGGAGUUGAUAGUCGGUUAUGUGACCAACUCCAUGGCCCUGGUUGCGGAUUCAUUCCACAUGUUGAGCGAUGUGGCAGCCCUUGUUAUAGCUUUCUUAUCAGUAAAAAUGUCACCAAAGAAGUGGUCUAAGAAUACAUUUGGUUGGGCCCGAGCUGAGGUUUUGGGCGCUCUGGUCAAUGCUGUGUUCCUGGUGGCGCUAUGCUUCAGCAUAACUAUUGAGGCUGUACAGAGGUUUAUAAAAAAGGAGGAGAUUCAUAAUGCACAACUCCUUGUGGCCGUUGGUACCCUGGGAUUAAUAUUGAACAUAAUUGGACUAUUCCUCUUUCAUGAACACGGCAGCAGCCACGGUCACACGCAUGGCGGGGUGCCGCCGCCUGCCAACGUUCGUCAUCUGACAGAGCUGGUGAACAGCAACGUCGACAUGGCUUUAGGCCAUCAGCACACCGACACGGAGGAGACCGAUGAAAUGGUGACGAAGGACGCGAAAAUGGCCAACCACCAGGCCCACACUCACGCCUCCGACCCUGGACACUUGAACAUGAAGGGCGUGUUCCUACACGUCCUCUCUGACGCUUUAGGGUCGUUGAUCGUGAUAUUCUCUGCGCUGGUGGUGUGGCUGACGUCGUGGGAGUACCGCUUCUACAUCGACCCGGCUCUCAGCAUCGUGCUGGUGGUGCUCAUCCUGGCCUCCGUGUGGCCCCUGCUCCGGGAGUCCGCGCUAAUCCUGCUGCAGACCGUCCCUACGCAUAUACAGGUGGACGCGAUCCAAAGGCGACUCCUGGAGAAGGUGGACGGAGUGUUGGCGGUGCACGAGUUCCACGUGUGGCAGCUGGCCGGCGACAGGAUAAUCGCCAGCGCACAUAUUAGAUGUAGAAACCUGUCGGAGUACAUGAAGAUAGCUGAAAAAGUGAAGGAGUUCUUCCACAAUGAGGGAAUUCACUCGACGACGAUACAACCGGAGUUCGUCGAGCUGCCCCUGGACGGUAAUGAGAUCAUGAGCGGUGCAUCGGCGGAGGCGCCAUGCGCUCUGCACUGCCCGCCCAACGAUCUUUGUCGCAACGCAACGUGUUGUGGGCCAAAUCAACAGAAGCCAGCGACGCCGUCGCCGGCGGUGACGCCGUACCUGUGCCGUCAGCGGAACAUGGGCUCGCGGAGUGAGUCCAUCAGCUCGAACGUUGGCAACGCGCCCGCCGCGCCCGCCACCAGGAAUUUAGAUGCCCUAGAGUGCGGAUCGCUUCUGCCGUCUCCAAUGAUGGAAGUGAGGUUGAGCGUCUGACAGCCACUUGGGCUUAAGCCGGCGGUAUCAGCGUAAGGGUCGAUACACACAGCUAACGUACAAGUACGUUUAAAGCCUUAAGAUAGCUACUAA